CUCUGCGGUUGUUGCUAAGGGGGUCUUUUCCCCCCACCCAUCCCAAUCAGGCUUCUGGGGGUGGUGGUGGUCCACGAGGCUGAUAGCCCCCCACCUCUUCUACUCUUCGCCCUGGGUGCCCGCUUGGUGCCCACCCAUCGGCUGCUGGAGAUGCUGUGAACGUGGCUUUCCUUGUUUCUUCUUUUUUUUUUUCUUCCCCCACUCCUUUUGGAAACUCCCACGGGAAGAGUUGCUUCGCCCACGCGCCCCCUCCCCAUCCCUGCGCUGGGAGGGGGGCAGGAAGAACUGUGCCCCCCCACUUCCACCCCCACCCGGCGCACUGGAGGAUUUGAGGCUUCCCUUGCUCCGUUUGAUGCCAGGCCAGAUGCGGCGGGUGCUUUGGCUGGUGCUGUUCCUCGCCAACUCUAAGGAAAUGCUCGCCCAAGGCAGAAAGAAGAAACCAGUGAGUGCCGCCAUGUUUGAGAACUGCACGGGCUGCGUUAUGUGCUCCGAAGACAACGGCUGCGUCUCCUGCCAGCAGCGCCUCUUCCUCCUCAUCUGGAGGGACGGGAUCCGACAGUACGGGGCCUGCGUCCACGCCUGCCCCCUGGGCUACUACGGGCAGCGAAGCAUGGAAGUCAACCGAUGCAUGAAAUGCCGGUCGCCCAGCUGCGAGAGCUGUUUCAGCAAAGACUUUUGCAUGAAAUGCCAGGAGCGCUUCUACCUGCACAAGGGGAAAUGCUUAAACACCUGUCCUCCCGACACCAUGGCCUGGCAGAGCAGCCGGGAAUGCCAAGAAAACUGCGAGGCAGCCCCCUGGAGCAAUUGGAGCCCCUGCACCAACCAAGGACGGAUGUGUGGGCGCAAGUGGGGCUCAGAGAUCCGAGUUCGGGAGACACUCCGGAGCGGGAAGGACGAGGCGGCCCUUUGUCCAGUGCUGUCCGAGUCCCGGAAUUGUCGGCUGAAGAGACAUUGUCCCGGAGAAAAGAAUGAAAACAUGAGGAGGAACAAGAAGGAAAGGCAGGAGAGGAGGAGGAAGAAACUAAUAGAUGCCUUCAAGGUCGCUUAAUGAGCUUCAGAGCGAGGGGGUUUGUCCUGGAGGUGGUCAUCAGCACCCAAUGAAGUCCAUCAAGGAGCUCCAUCACUGGCCAAAUUAAAAAAAAUUAGGAUGGUUUCUAUCUUUUUCUUUCUGCCUUUCAAGGUUCCUGCUCUUCAGUUCCUGGGUUCUCCUUCGAGCUUCUCCACCAUGACAGUUCGUGGUGCCUCUUGACCUUCUCUCCAGCAUAUUGGACAACAGAAGAUGGAAGAUAGAUUCCCAUGCUCCAUCUUUCCAGAUCGAUGUCUGAAGCAUCAUCUCCCUACCUUUCAUGAUCCAUCCACCUCUCCAUCUCAGCACCUUUGACUUUAUGAAAGCCACCACAUCACCACAGGAGGAGCCACCAAGGAACCCAAAUAAAGAAGGGACUAACUCUUGUUCUUUGACCUGCUAUGGAAGAGGGGGAAUGAUGGACCAUCCAGAAGAGCUGAGGACCACACAGAGAGUCCUAUCUAAAGACCUCAAGAGAUGGAGCUCUGGAAGGAAAUGCAAGAUCUCAUCUAGCUUUCUUCCGGUUCUUCCUCCACCUUCCCCUUAGAAGGGUUUUCCUGAAAACACUUUCUCAGUGUUAUUCAUCCUAGGGACGGAAUCAAUUGUCCAACAAACAUGAGUUUAAGAGAAAGGAAGAACCAAACUGGAUGUUGUCCCCAUUUUUUUCUCACUCAAGAAGUUGAGACGAUUGAGGUCAUGGGCAACCAACCUAUUACUUCUCCAUGGAGAAGACAGACCAUGUUUUCUUCCCAAGAUAGAAGCAAAGCGAACGGUGGCACCGUCUCUAGAGGCAAACUAGGACGUCAGAGAAGGUCAACCAAGCAGGGAAAAUUUUCAGAAAUGGGUUCCCUGUUGAACAAAACUGAUUACUGGGGAUUGGGACGGACUUAUUUUAAUUGACAAAUUCACGGGACCAGCUUAGAAAAAAGAUCCAGGAUUUAAUACUACGGCGUCCUCUUAUCAGCUCCUGAAAAUAAGCAGAACCUUUCAUUUUCUACGAAUCUCCCAGCUACAACUUUCUGACUUCAACUGGAUCAUCUGCCAAUCCUCGUAGGCCAAACGAGUUGAUCCUUUUCUGCUUUCUGGACGCGCUGAGUUCCCAUCGCCAGAUCUUGUCCGCGUUUCCUCCAGCAAAAGUUGAAAUUGGCCACAGCGAGGAUGGGACAUCCUGACCCAACCUUAAAAUGAAGAAUAACACGCUUGGAGCAAAUUAGGAUGCCAUCAGCUCAAACUAACUAUAACAAUCAGUUUUACAAGCCAUCGUAGGUUCUCGGAGGCUAAAACAUAUGAAGAACGGUUGCAGGAACUGGUUACGGCAAAUCUAGAGAAAAGAAGGAUUAGGGGAGACAUGAUAGCAGUAUUUCAGUAUUUGAGGGGCUGCCCCAAAGAGGAGGGAGGGGGAUCAAAUUAUUUUCCAAAGUACCUGAAGGUAGGAGAAGAAGCAACGGAUGGAAACUGAUCAAGGAGAAAAGCAACCUAGAACUAAGGAGAAACUUCCUAACAGUGAGGACAAUCAACCCGUGGAACUGCUUGCCACCAGAUGUUGUGGGUGCUCAAUUACUGGAGGGUUUUCAGAAGAGAUUGGACAACCACUUGUCUGAAAUGGUUGAACAGGGGGUUGGACUAGAAGACCUCCAAGGCCCCUUCCAGCUUUGUCAUUCUGUAGUUCUGUCUCUCAAGUGUACAACUUUCUCCAGCCGUUUGCAUGGAUAUAUUUGUGCACUGCUUCCAAUAUGUUGGUGUAAGAAAUACCAGAACAAAAAGAGGAAAAGUUGGGGUUUUUUGUUUGUUUGUUCAUCAAAGGAUUCAAAUAUGACAUUUGUAUUUAAGUUUUCAGAGCAGGGUGGAUAAAAAUCAAUGAUUUUUUUUAAAAAAAUCAAAAAAAUCAGAUUUUUUUUUUAUUUAAAUCGGAUUUUUUUUAUUUUUAUCAAAUUUAUUUUAAUAAAAAACUUUUGGGGUAAAAAUUUAUCGUAAAAUAGUUUUCUGUUUAAGAUACAUAAAUAAUUUAGUUUAUUCAGCAUGAAAUGGAGCUUAGUUAUGGAGCAGGAGGCUGUAUAUUCUGCAACACUGGGACUAUCGGUGAGUCAACAGUGGGUCGAAGGAGUAGCAGAGAUGACAGUUGCUCUUUAAAAAUUAUGAUUUAAAUCGAGCUGAUUUAAAUCAAGCCUUUUUACUAGUGAUUUAAAUCAUGAUUUAAAUCGUGAUUUAAAUCAACUCGAUUUAAAUCAAAUCCACCCUGUUUCAGAGUCCUAAUCUUUACUGCUCCAAAAUUCGUUUUUUAAAUGAACCCAUGGCUGUGAGAGUUACCUAGCUAAUUCUCGACUUACAAUCAUGAGUUUCCUGACCAUUGGAAGUGACAACGGCAACGGAGAAAGUCUCUUACGACUGGUCCUCGCACUUACGACCAUCCCGCAUCCUCAGCAUCACACAAUCACAGUCACUUGGCAAAACGGCACGUAUUAAUCAGGGCUGCCGUGUCACAUGAUCCCCAUUUGUGAACUUCCCGCCGGCUUUCGACAAGCGAAGUCAACGGGAAAGCCAGGUUCACUUAAGGACCGCACGAUCCGCUUAACAACCGUGGCAGAAAAAGAUUGUAAAAUCCAGCAUGAAUGACUUAAAACAACCCACCUUGCUUAGCGAUGGAAAUUCUGCUCCCCGUUUUGGUCGUAAAUCAAGGACUGCCCGUCUACAGUUGGAAUAAUGCUUGUUGGGUAUAAUUCUUGAAGAAUUUCCUUUCAAAUUAUUCUCACUGAAAUAAUUGUACUGAUAGGGUAUGUCUGCAGGAAAAUUUACUCCUGAGUAAACAUGCACUGUAAAUCUACAUUCCCCCCCCCACCUUCAAGCUGCAGAUUUCAAUAGGUUUCUGUAUUUUGGGAUGAAAGAGAGAGUGGCACGUUCUUAUUUCUAUAAAUAAAUAGAUUUUAUAUAUAUAUAUAUAUAUAUUAUAGAGAAUUUAUUUGUAGAACGGCAACGUAUUUAAAGAAAAUCCUUCAUAUCUUUUUAAAAUAUAUAUAUUUGGGGGGGGAUUUUCAUUAAAACGAAGUGUUGUAAAUAGCUUUUGUUUGGGGUCUUAGACCACAUCGAAUCUUUUAUUCUGUUUUGAUUUUUAGCGGGAAAAUUAGCCAUUUAAUUAAUGGCCACAGGGAGGCGCCAAAGAGUCGACAAGCACAUUUUGCAAUCAAAAUCUUGCAUUUUGUCUUUAAAAUCCGACCUUCCCAAAUCCGCCCUUCCUGCAGAUAGAUUGGGAUCAUCACAGAACCCAUCCUCCCCAGCCAGUACAAGAACGACACCCUCCAGUGAUCCCCAGCUGAAUUAGAAGGUGCGAAGGCCAGGCAGGAAGGAGUAAAACGUUGUGUAUUUUUGUGUGUUUGUGUGUGUGUGUGUACUCCGUUGGAAAGCAGGGUAACCGUUGGGUUUGUUCAGUAUUCAAUAAAGACAUCUGUUUAAAAACCUCA
Pantherophis guttatus is the source of this 4521-nucleotide messenger RNA. It is a transcript of the gene RSPO4, whose product is annotated as R-spondin 4. The record is from RefSeq and is a predicted model, not a curated record. Lineage: Eukaryota; Metazoa; Chordata; Lepidosauria; Squamata; Colubridae.